CUACCUCCUCAACCAGCCUGCCGCCAUUAAACCUCCUGCAGCCCUCUCGCUCCCCCCUCGUAUAAAAUCCCCCGCGCUCCCCGCUGCGAAUUCCAACAUCAGAGAACUUAACAGUGCCUGGCUCACUCUCAGCUCUCACUGGUUUUUGGACUUUGGACGACGUAGGCAUAUACCGGCCGGCCAUGGACAGCAGGGAGCUGCUGAGGACGGUGAAGCAGGCGUCCAGGAACCACGCCAGGCUCCUCUACCACAGCCUCCUUUCCCGUCUUCCUCACAUCCUCUUCGUCACUCUCCUCCUCGUGGUGGCGCCGCCGCUGGCAUCGACUCUCUCCUUGGACGCGCUCUGGCAAGAGGCGCGCGCCAACGCGGCCGCGCUAGUGGCCGCGUCCGCGGUGCUCGCCGCGGCCACGCACGCCUACGCCGCGUCCAGGCCGCGGCCCGUGUACCUCCUCGACCUGGCGGGCUACAAGCCCGGCCCGGCCCACGAGCUCACCCGCUCCCAGGCCCUGAAGCAGUUCGGGCUCGCCGGCGGGUUCGACGACGAGAGCAUGGCGUUCCAGAAGCGGAUGAUGGAGCGGUCCGGGCUAGGAGAAGCCACGCACUUCCCGGCGUCGCUGCUCAGCGUGCCCGUCGACAUGUGCCUCCGCACGGCGAGGGAGGAGUCCGAGGCCGUGGUGUUCGGCGUCGUGGAUGGCUUGCUCGCCAGGACGCCCCGGGUGCGUCCUGCCGACAUCGGCAUCGUCAUCGUGAACUCCAGCCUCUACAGCCCUACCCCGUCCUUCGCGUCGCUGGUCGUGAACCGGUAUGGGCUGCGGCAUGAUGUGGUGAGCCAUAACCUCAGUGGCAUGGGCUGCAGCGCCGGGAUCAUCGCCAUUGACCUCGCCAAGCACCUCCUUCAGGUGCACAGGGACACGUACGCGCUGGUGGUGAGCACGGAGAACAUCACCCUGAACGCCUACCUGGGCAACAACCGCCCCAUGCUCGUCACCAACACGCUCUUCCGGGUCGGCGGCGCCGCCGUGCUGCUCACCAACCGCCGGUCCGACCGCGCCCUCGCAAAGUACCAGCUGAUCCACACCGUCCGCACCCACCGCGGCGGGGCCAGCGACCGGAGCUACGGCUGCGUGACGCAGGAGGAAGACGACACGGGGCGGCACGUCGGCGUCUCGCUCUCCAAGGAGCUCAUGUCGGUCGCCGGCGACGCGCUGCGCACCAACAUCACCACCCUGGGCCCGCUCGUGCUGCCGCUCUCCGAGCAGCUCCGGUUCCUGGCCACCGUGGUUCUCACGCGCGUCUUCGGCGUCCCCCGCGCCGGCAUGGGCGGCAAGCCGGCGCGGGUGCCGGACUUCGCCAUGGCGCUCGACCACUUCUGCAUCCAUGCCGGGGGGAGAGGCGUGCUGGACGAGCUGGAGCGGAGCCUGAGGCUCAGCGCGUGGCACAUGGAGCCGUCCAGGAUGACGCUCUACCGGUUCGGCAAUACGUCGAGCAGCUCGCUGUGGUACGAGCUGGCAUACUGCGAGGCCAAGGGGAGGAUCAAGAAAGGGGACCGGGUGUGGCAGAUCGCCUUCGGUUCCGGGUUCAAGUGCAACAGCGCCGUCUGGAAGGCGCUCAGGACCGUCGACGCCGAGGAGGUCCGCGGGAGCAGCCCCUGGGCGCAGGAUCUCCACCGGCUCCCCGUGCAUGUGCCCAAGGUCGGGCCCAUCGACGACGACGAAGACGAAGACGGCACGUCCUGCAAAGUACCGAAACCUCAGGGCAACGGCUAUUAGUUUCUGGAUUCUGCUCUAUGAUAUAUAGCCAUUUCAAUUUCUUCUGAUACCACUACGUAUUGCCGUGUAAAUCUGAAUGUACCGGAGGAUUGAUUAAUACUCCCUCCGUUUGGUCGACCAAGCCUUUGACCAGAAAUUACUUUAGGAAGAUGUGACUAAUGUGAUCAAAAUCAUAACCAUAAGCAAAUAUCCUUGAGUAAUAAUAUAACAGAUAUGAAUUUAUGUCA
This is a messenger RNA of Brachypodium distachyon (stiff brome), 1996 nucleotides long. RefSeq names its product 3-ketoacyl-CoA synthase 11. Gene Ontology annotation, molecular function: acyltransferase activity, transferring groups other than amino-acyl groups. The coding region runs from base 183 to 1769 and encodes 528 amino acids. The record is from RefSeq and is a predicted model, not a curated record. The transcript has 2 exons. Gene Ontology annotation, cellular component: membrane. NCBI's taxonomy places the organism in Eukaryota, Viridiplantae, Streptophyta, Magnoliopsida, Poales, Poaceae. Gene Ontology annotation, biological process: fatty acid biosynthetic process.